AUGCAUGAAGCAAAAAUCAUCGCAUUGGUUGCUGCAACAUGCAGUACCAUGGCUAUCUUAUCAUGCGUUAUAGUGAUACCAUCGCUUUACAACACAAUCAACGAGGUCCAUGAUUCGGUAUUAGAUGGUGUGCAAGUAUUUCGUGUUGAAACUGAUUCGGCAUGGAGCGAACUAAUGGACGUCCAGAUAAGCGUGACACCCCCAAGUAAACCACGUGAAAAUCCUUUCAGAAGUAUCUUCCGCAAAAAGCGGCAGGAUUUCUCUGGUUUACCAGAUUAUUGCCACUGUGAACCGGUCAAAAUUACCUGCCCACCAGGACCACCUGGACCUCCUGGUCAGCCUGGAGAAGAUGGACGUAUUUCAUCAACUUCAUUCCAACCCUCAAUUUUAUCACCUGGCCUUCCUGGACCCGCUGGAUCCGACAAUUUAGCAACGUAUGCACCAAUCACAUGUCCUCCUGCAGACACUUCAUGCAUUAAAUGUCCAGCAGGUCCUCCUGGACCUCCAGGAUCAGAUGGCGAACCAGGACCAGCAGGACCCGAUGGCCCACCCGGACUACCAGGACCGUCAGGUGGUCAAGGUCAACCAGGACCGCCAGGAGCAGUUGGUGACGCGGGUGAACCAGGACCAGCAGGACCGCCUGGUGAAGCUGGACCACCCGGCAAAGAUGGAGAAAAAGGCAAAGGUGCACCAGGACCUCAGGGACCACCUGGCCCACCCGGACCACCCGGUCGCGCGGGUCCGAAUGGCGAAAAAGGAGCUGAUGGACAACCAGGCCCUGCAGGACCGGCUGGUUCACCAGGAAAAGAUGGUGUUGCUGGUGAAGACGGCAAGCCUGGAGCACCAGGCGGUCCCGGUCUUCCAGGGAAUGAUGCAGCUUACUGUCCUUGUCCACCACGUUCUGCUGUAUUCAUCAGUCGCUUCACACAGUAG
Messenger RNA from Thelazia callipaeda (thelaziosis nematode), 933 nucleotides. NCBI's taxonomy places the organism in Eukaryota, Metazoa, Nematoda, Chromadorea, Rhabditida, Thelaziidae. The record is from the annotation of a GenBank genome assembly.